Molecule: messenger RNA, 3139 nt
Organism: Polypterus senegalus (gray bichir)
Lineage: Eukaryota; Metazoa; Chordata; Cladistia; Polypteriformes; Polypteridae
Product: G-protein coupled receptor 183-like
Exons: 2
Coding region: 132-1139 (335 amino acids)
Biological process (GO): G protein-coupled receptor signaling pathway
Cellular component (GO): membrane
Molecular function (GO): oxysterol binding; G protein-coupled receptor activity
Source: RefSeq, a predicted model, not a curated record
GCAGGAGAGUGGAGGACUUGAGCGCAAGUGCACUGCGACGUCGUCUUGUUGUACAGUAGUAUCAAUCCACAGGGAGACCUCCUCUUAUCUGCUCAGCCACUCAACUUUGUAAAGAGCUUACUUGGAGCAGAAUGGAGGCUACGAUGGUUUCUCCGAUGAACGAGACUUACAAUGCAUCCUGUGACCCGUUUAAACACAAGUGGAAGUUCUCCAUCUGGUUCACUGCGUAUUACACCCUACUGUGUUUCAUCGGACUAACUCUAAAUAGCUUUGCACUGUAUGUGCUCUGGCAUGGAAGACAGACAAUCAACUCUACGUUAUUGUAUCUUCUCAACCUGACAUCUGUUGACUUUUUUUUCUGUGCAUUCCUCCCACUAAGAAUAAGUUAUUUUGCUCUUGGAUCCACUUGGAAACUGGGAGAGGUCAUGUGCAAACUUACGGCUUAUGCUUUCUUCCUUAAUACAUAUGGUAGCAUCAAUUUUAUGAUAUGCAUCAGUAUUGACCGUUUUUUAGCUAUUUUGAAACCUCUCAAGUGCCAGAGAUUUAGGAGUAUCUCUUUUGCCAAAAAAGUUUGCCUUUUGGUCUGGUUGUACACAGCUGCUGUUAAUAGCACAGUUCCCUUACUGUCAAAUGUUUAUGCAAAAAAUCAGUUUGGAGAAUACUGUAUGGAAUACUCCAUGAUGGCUAUGGAUAAUGCCUUAGCGCUGAAAGUCCUUAUUCUCUCCUGCACUUCCUAUUUCUUUCCAUUAAUAGUUAUGCUCUUCUGUUAUUUGGGUGUUGGGUUAAAGCUGUGCAAAAUAACUGAACUGGGUGGUUCAAACAACAGCAAACCAGCGAGGACAAGGCGCAAGUCUCUGGUGAUCAUCAUGGUUGUUCUGUUUGUGUUCAUUGUGUGCUUUACUCCAUACCACAGUAAUCUAAUGCGUCAUACAGCAGAGAUACAAGCAGGUAGGACAUCAUGUGAGAGCCUGGAGAAUUUCAAACUUCAGCUUCAGAUAACUAUGUCUGUAAUGAACCUAAACUUUGUUUUGGAUCCAUUUAUUUACUUUUCUGCUUUUAAAAAUCAUAAACUGUUUCUCAUGAAGCUGUUCAGAAAGAAAAACAAGGACCUUAUUGGACCAGGUGGUUCAACUUCCUGAAGAUAUUGAAGUAAAUGUGCCAUCAUUAUUAUAGCCCGGUGUGGUCAGUUCCUUCUUCUCUGUACCUGUUCACGAUGGAUGUGGCUGAUCUCAGUAAUAUGGAGGGGUGUCCACCUGCUCUUGGCCAUAUAGUGCAAGAUGUUAGCAGGCCAGCAAUAAAGAACUUUUCAUGAAUUUUUGUUUAAUGUUUUCAAGAGAUUACUUUCAUCCAAUGUUGUUCAUUUGAUUUUUUUCUGUGCUUCUAUUGCAAUCGAUACAUUUAAAUUUUUGUGAAUGCUUUCUUUGAGUAUGAGAAAGAUGCUAUCAAAAUGAAAUGUAUUAUUAUUAUUGUUGUUAUAUCUUCAAGUCUGCUAUGCAAGUACCAUUGAAAUUAUUUGUGCUACAAGCAAUCACCAGUGGAGGAGUUGUGGUUAACUGUGAUAACCGAGUUAGGACACAAAGGCUUCAGAAGCCAGUUGAGCCUACUUUUGACACUGUUUUGGUUUUUUUUUUGUUUGUUUUUCAUAUUGUUUUGUUUGACUUGAGAUCUGCCUCCAUGAUGGCCUCAAUUAUGGUGUUGCAAUGACGUGGCCACAUGAGUUUCUGUUUGAUGUUAUAGCACAUAUCUUCUUCCCUAUGAAAGGAAUCCUAGAAGUGUACUAAGGUUGUCAGCUUUUUGCAUCCUCUUUGGAAAAGCAGUAUUGUUUAAGUUUGGUGUUUGAUAUUGUUUACUGAUAUUUUAGAACAUUUCUAAGCAAGCUGCAUUUUACUUUGUUUCAUUUUUGUUCAUUGCCUUUCCUUUUUUUUUUUUGCUCUUUAGCAAGUAGUCAUUGUUAGGUAGGCACUUACACAAACAUAAGAACAUUUGACAAACAACAGGAGGCCAUUCAGUCCAUCAAGCUUGUUUGUUUGGCUAAUAACUAAGCUAUCCCAGUAUCUCAUCAGAUAUUUCUUAAAGGCUGUCAAAGUUUCUGCUUCAACUACAUGGCUUGGCAGUUUGUUCCAGAGUCCCACAACUCUUUGCAUACAGAAAGGCUAACUGGCUUCAGUCCUAAAUGCACUUCCCCUUAAUUUCCUCGAGUCCUCGGGUACAUGGUUUACCAUAAAGUUGAAAGAAUUGUGUUGGGUCCAUUUGAGAAUUUUGAAGACCUGGAUUAGACUCCAAUGCAGUCUCCUCUGCUCAAGACUAAACAGGUUUAAUUCUCUGAGUCUGGUGGAGUAGGACAGGUCCUUAAAUCCUUUGAUGCACUUAGUUGCUCUCCUCAGCACAGCUUCAAGUGCUGCUUUGUCUUGUAGCGUGGUGACCAGAACUGCACACUGUAUUCCAGAUGGGGUCUUAGUAGUGCAUUAUUUAGUCAAAGCAUAAUGUCCCUCGAUUUAUAUUCACCAGCUUCACUGAGAUGUUCUUAUGUUCUUAUAUACCCUAUCAUUUUAUUUACCUUUUCAGUAGCUUCUGCCCAUUGCUUAGAUGAUGAAAAUGUUGUGUCAACAAAAACCCCACACCACUUUUUCGGCAGCUGCUUCCUUUAGGACAGUGCCUCCCUCAAAUAAUAUCAAAAAGUCCAGCAUUUUUUAAAAAUUAGAAUCUUAAUAUACUUUCUAUUGUAAUAACCUCCAAUCCCAUAGAUUUCAUUUCUUCAAAAAGAUGCAUUCUGUGCUCCUUAUACGCAGUCCAGUAAUACAUGCUGCACUAUUUCAGGAAAAAAAACACCUUCUGCAUAACCAUGUUUGUUCAUUCUAAACAGUGAAUAGAGGGUAUAGGUCUAUAUUAUAAGAAAUUGAAUUUACAUACUGGUGUCGAUCAAUGCAUAUAUUUACGCUGGCUGGUUCAUUGGUUUACACCCAUGCUCUAUGUAAAAUAAAAGUCUACUUAUUAUAUUCUUAUUCUUCUUAUACCCUUUGGGUUGAGCUGCCAUCAUUGAAGUUUCUGUGUAUGUAACAACUGUCCAUUCUGCUUGUUCACAGGACAUCUACUGACUUCUUAGUUAUCUUUCAGUACAUUUUAUGCAUUAUAUUUUUGU